Messenger RNA from Cyprinus carpio (common carp), 2223 nucleotides. RefSeq names its product E3 ubiquitin-protein ligase TRIM35-like. NCBI's taxonomy places the organism in Eukaryota, Metazoa, Chordata, Actinopteri, Cypriniformes, Cyprinidae. The record is from RefSeq and is a predicted model, not a curated record. Gene Ontology annotation, molecular function: protein binding; zinc ion binding.
ACAACACUUACCAGGAAGAGACUGUUUGAUUAUUUCUCUAUCUGUUAUGCUGCCUCCUUUCUGUAUCUCCUGGGGGAAAAAUAAAAAAGGAAACAGUGAGUGGAGAAUAGAACUUUCGAAAUGGUUAGUUUCUGAAUAGACAGCAGCUUUUGUGGUUUUCAUGCAUGGUUAUGUUUUGAGAAGAGGUUUAAACAAGUGGAUCUCUUGACAACAGUGAAAAUGGCUUCACUAAAUGUAUCCACAGAAGAACUUUCUUGUGCCGUGUGCUGUGAAAUCUUCAAGGAUCCUGUUAUUUUAUCAUGUAGUCACAGUGUCUGUAAAGAGUGUCUACUACAGUUCUGGAGAAUCAAAGAAACUCAGGAGUGUCCUCUCUGCAGGAAAAGAAGCUCAAGAGAUGAUCCUCCAUAUAAUCUUGCUUUGAAAAACCUUUGUGAGCCGUUACGGAGGCAGAGAAAUGAGAGGUGUUCAUCAGGAUCUGAGGAGAUCUGUAGUUUACACGGUGAGAAACUCAAACUCUUCUGUCUGGAGGACAAACAGCCGGUGUGUUUAGUGUGCAGAGAUUCACAGAAAUACAUCAAUCACACAUUCAGACCCAUUAAUGAAGUAGUUUCUUCUUACAAGGAGGAGCUCAAUACAGCACUGAAGACCUUACAAGAGAAACUGACACACGGAGAGAAGAUGAAAAAAGAGUGUGUGAAAACAGUUCAACACAUCAAGUCUCAAGCUGAGCACACAGAGCGUCAGAUUAAACAGCAGUUUGAGAAGCUUCAUCAGUUUCUCAGAGAUGAAGAAGAAGCUACAAUCACUGCACUGAGGGAGGAAGAGGAGCAGAAGAAGCAGAUGAUGAAGGAGAAGCUGGAGGAGAUCAACAGACACAUCUCAGCUCUUUCACAGACAAUCAAAGACACGGAGGAGAUGAUGAGAGACAAUGAUGUCUGCUUUCUAAAGGAGUUUCCAGUCUCAAUGGAAAGAGUCCAGAUCUCAUCACAGCCGGAUCCACAGACACCUUCUGGAGCUCUGAUUCAUGUGCCACGUUACUUGGGCAACCUGCCCUUCAGAGUCUGGAAGAAGAUGCAGGACAUCAUCCAAAACACUCCUGUGAUUCUGGAUCCAAACACUGCAAAUCCAGAUCUCAUCGUGUCUGAUGAUCUGACCUGCGUAAGACACAGCUGGAAGAAACAACCUCUUCCUCAUAAUCCAGAGAGAUUUGACUAUUAUUCCUGUGUUCUGGGUUCAGAGGGUUUUAACUCAGGAACACACUGCUGGGAUGUGGAGAUUAAAAAGAGCCGAUGCUGGAAUCUUGGAGUAACUACAGCAUCAAACCAAAGGAAGGGACGUGAUUUCUUUAGCGCUGAUGUCUGGAGUGUGUGGUAUGGAUUAUAUGAACCAUCUGGUUUUCCUGUUGAACAGGAUCUUGAGCGUGUGAGAGUUGAUCUGGACUAUGACAGAGGAACAGUGUCAUUCUCUGAUCCUGUAACUAAUACACAUCUACACACAUUCACAACCACCUUCACUGACACUGUCUUUCCUUUCUUCCGUUGUUAUAGGUUUUCCCCUCUGAGGAUCUUACCAUUAUAGUCAAUAGCUGAAGUUAAUAUCAAGUCACUUAAUUUCAUAAACAAUCUGCUCAGAUAUUUUCAGAGCUACUACAGUCAAGGAAAACCUGGAAAUAUCCAGUCAUUUUUAAGCUGUGAUAGCUGGGCCUGAAAAACACAUGAAAUUAAAAAUAAAAAAAAAAAAAAAAAAGUGAAAAAUCAUGCAUUUCUUUAAUAUUUAAUAUAUCCAUGUUGUUCCAGACAUGCAUGACUUGCUUUCUUCUGUGGAAAACAAAACUAGAAAGACAUGGUGUGCUGUAAUGCACGGAACCAAACACCACAGUGUUGUAUGUGGGAAAGCCUGACACAGAGCUGAAAUAAAAAAAGCUUGCGGUAGCAGAUCACCCAGACCUCGGUACUUGUGAUAGAGAGCUGGUGAUGCUGAUUGAUGCAGGUUAUUGCUGGCGUUUAGUGUCAGGUCAGGUAGAGAGAAUAACAGAUGCAUUUGUAGCCAUUCAGUGCAGGUCCAGUCGCAAUGUUCAGUGUUUCUGACGCAGCAGUCAUAAGUGAAAGUGAAAAAAGUGAAAGUGACGUGACAUACAGCCAAGUAUGGUGACCCAUACUCAGAAUUCGUGCUCUGCAUUUAACCCAUCCGAAGUGCACACACACAGCAGUGAACACACACACC